Messenger RNA from Humulus lupulus (European hop), 2833 nucleotides. Its product is annotated as DEAD-box ATP-dependent RNA helicase 24. Gene Ontology annotation, molecular function: RNA binding; RNA helicase activity; ATP binding. The record is from RefSeq and is a predicted model, not a curated record. The coding region runs from base 226 to 2598 and encodes 790 amino acids. NCBI's taxonomy places the organism in Eukaryota, Viridiplantae, Streptophyta, Magnoliopsida, Rosales, Cannabaceae. The transcript is spliced from 5 exons.
UGGUUGAGAAGAACCUUUGAAAAUAGAAUAUCCAAAUUCAAUCGGGUGCGACACCGUAACCCCAAGAUCGAUAGUCGGUCGGCGAGCCGCGACCGUGGUUUUGAAACCACAAGAACUAGGGUCCAUCUGUUCCAAAAACCCCCCUCUUUACUCCUCUUGGAGAUUUAGGGUUUUCUUUCUUUCUGUUUUCUUUUCUCAGAAACCAAACAGGAAAAGUAAUUAAGCAUGUCGAAGAGAAAAUUCGGAUUCGAAGGCUUUGGCAUAAACCGCCAGACGACUUACAACUUCGAGCGGUCUCAACAAGCUCCUCAGCGAUUGUAUGUGCCUCCAUCUUCGCGGGCACAAGGCCAUGACAAUUACGAAGACACCGACCUUGACAAUAUCGAUUACGAAGAACAUGAUGCUGCUGCUACCAAGGAAAGUGGCAAUGGCGACGAAGGUAAUGGUGGAGCUAAGGAGGAGGAAGAAGUUGACCCACUUGACGCGUUCAUGGAGGGGAUUCAUGAGGAGAUGAGGUCGGCGCCGCCGCCCAAGCCUAAAGAGAAGGCGGAGAAGUAUAAGGAUGAUGAAGAUGAUGAUCCGAUUGAGAGCUUUCUCAGGGCGAAGAAGGACGUGGGUCUGACGCUGGCUUCAGACGUUCUUCACGCUGGUUAUGAUUCGGAUGAGGAGGUUUAUGCUGCGGCUAAGGCCGUCGAUGCCGGGUUGGUGGAGUAUGAUUCGGAUGAUAAUCCCAUUGUUAUGGAUAGGAAGAAGAUUGAGCCGAUUCCAGCUCUGGAUCAUAGUUCGAUUGACUAUGAACCCUUUAACAAGGACUUUUAUGAGGAGAAAGAUACAAUAUCAGGGAUGAGUGAACAAGAAGUUGCUGAAUACCAAAAGAGCUUGGCCAUUCGUGUGUCAGGUUUUGAUGUUCCAAGGCCGGUAAAAACUUUUGAAGAUUGUGAUUUCUCUUCGCAACUCAUGAGUGCUAUUAGAAAACAAGGCUAUGAAAAACCAACAUCAAUACAGUGCCAAGCUUUCCCGAUUGUGCUUUCUGGGAGGGAUAUUAUUGGAAUAGCAAAAACUGGUUCAGGUAAGACAGCAUCUUUUGUCCUUCCCAUGAUUGUCCAUAUCAUGGAUCAGCCCGAACUUCAGAAAGAGGAGGGUCCAAUUGGAGUCAUAUGUGCACCCACAAGAGAAUUGGCGCACCAGAUAUAUUUAGAGUGCAAGAAAUUUUCAAAAACACAAGGGAUACGUGUCUCAGCUGUUUAUGGUGGUAUGUCCAAACUUGAACAGUUCAAAGAGCUCAAGGCAGGUUGUGAAAUAGUUGUUGCUACUCCCGGUAGACUGAUAGACAUGCUGAAAAUGAAAGCCCUAACAAUGUCUAGGGCAACUUACUUGGUUCUUGAUGAAGCCGACAGGAUGUUUGACCUUGGGUUUGAACCACAGAUUAGAUCUAUUGUUGGUCAGAUUAGGCCAGAUCGUCAAACUCUGCUAUUUUCUGCAACAAUGCCUCGUAAAGUUGAGAAGUUGGCUAGGGAGAUACUGACUGACCCUGUAAGAGUUACUGUUGGGGAGGUUGGUAUGGCCAAUGAGGAUAUCACUCAGGUUGUUCAUGUGAUUCCUUCGGAUGCUGAGAAGUUACCUUGGCUUCUUGAACAACUACCUGCAAUGAUUGAUGCAGGCGAUGUCUUAGUGUUUGCUUCAAAAAAGGCCACAGUGGAUGAAAUUGAAUCACAGCUGGCUCUGAAGGGUUUUAAAAUUGCUGCUCUUCAUGGUGACAAAGAUCAGGCUUCCCGAAUGGAUAUAUUGCAAAAGUUUAAAUCUGGCAUUUACCAUGUACUUAUUGCAACCGAUGUUGCUGCGCGUGGUCUUGACAUCAAGUCGAUCAAGUCAGUGGUGAACUUCGAUAUAGCUAGAGACAUGGACAUGCAUGUUCACCGGAUUGGUAGAACAGGUCGUGCUGGUGACAAAGAUGGGACUGCAUACACUCUUAUAACACAGAAGGAGGCGCGGUUUGCUGGUGAAUUGGUGAACAAUUUGAUUGCUGCUGGUCAGAAUGUGUCAGUGGAGCUUAUGGAUCUUGCUAUAAAGGAUGGAAGGUAUAGAUCCAAACGUGAUGCAAGAAAAGGAGGUGGAAAAAAAGGUAGAGGAAGAGGCGGCGGCGGUGGCGGCGGCGGCGGUGGCGGCGGUGGUGGUAAUCGGGGUGUUCGUGGAGUAGAUUUUGGUUUGGGUAUAGGUUAUAAUCCUGAAUCUAACAGCAGUUCAUCUCAUGCUGCUCCUGGUCGAUCUGCGGCUGUAAAUUCUCUUAAGACUGGAAUAAUGACUCAAUUCAAGAGUAGCUUUGUUGCUGCUUCACCAACUUCUCAGAAUCAGGGAUCGAGUAACAGUUCAAAUGCACCUGCCAACAAGAGACCAGCAUUACGUGGCUUUGUCUCUGGUGGUUCAAUCGGAGGUGAUAAUUAUAGAGCUCAGACAACUAAUUCAAGUAAUUAUGCCCCACCAUCAGGGAUGAACAACUCCUCUAGUCAGAGCGCUAAUGCAAAUUCAGAUCAAAAGAACUCAGAAAGUUCUGGUGAUAGAACUAGGGAAAGACGGAGGCGCUCAGGUUGGGACCAUUAAGUUCAGUUGGAUGGUUCAACAUCAAACAAGAAUAGUUCUUUCUUUGUUCUCUAAGAUCGAAGUCUUGGAAUGCCUGUAUAAUUUUUCAUGCGUGGUGAGCUAUGUAAUUUCUAACCUUUUAUGAUUUCAUUCUACUUUUCACUCUAAUGACAUUACUAGCUCCUCAGUGAAUAUGACAAUUUUUGUAUUUAUAUUUUGUAUGAAGAAUUUUGGAUAAGGAAAUUCAAAUGAUCAA